AGGGCAUCUGCUGCCUGCCAGGAACAAACUGAGGCACCUUUGUACAACGCACAGGAAACUGAGUUUAUCUCCUGCUGUCCUGUCUAGGUUCCAGUUGUAUUUCUGGGGCUGAACUACUACCUGCCCCGCUAAUCAUUUUGGUACCAUUAACCAAAAACGCUUUCCAACCAGGGGAAGACGGACACAACUCUGACAGGAUUGAAAGGGGUUGUGUCGAACCAUGGCAUUCAGCAAAGGUUAUCGUAUUUAUCAUAAACUGGAUCCACCUCCAUAUAGUGUUAUUGUGGAGACCAGAAAUCGAGAGGAAUGCCUGAUGUUCGAGUCGGGAGCUGUUGCUGUACUGUCGGCAGCAGAGAAGGAAACCAUCAAAACAGCAUACACCAAGAUGUUGGAUGCUUAUGGGAUCCUGGGAGUUCUUCGUCUUAACCUUGGGGAUUCUAUGCUACACAGCCUGGUGGUCGCAACAGGAUGCAGUUCAGUAGGCAAAGUCCAGGAUUCUGAAGUCUUUCGGGUAACUGGCACCGACUUUGUGUCUCUGAAGAAUGACCCCUCGGAUGAGGACCGGAUCGCUGAUGUGAGGAAAGUCUUAAACUCGGGGAACUUCUAUUUUGCCUGGUCCUCCACCGGAGGGAGUCUGGACCUCAGCUUGAACGCACACCGUAGAAUCAGAGAAGACAUAUCGGACAAUCGAUUUUUCUGGAAUCAGUCCCUGCAUCUCCAUCUCAAGCAUUAUGGGGUGAAUUGUGACGAUUGGCUGCUGAGGUUGAUGUGUGGUGGAGUGGAGAUCCGCACCGUCUAUGCUGGACACAAGCAGGCCAAAGCUUGUGUGAUCUCGCGGCUCAGCUCGGAGAGAGCAGGCACACGUUUCAAUGUCCGAGGCACAAAUGACGACGGGCAGGUUGCCAACUUUGUGGAGACUGAGCAGGUUAUUUUUCUUGAUGACAAAGUGUCCUCCUUCAUUCAGAUAAGAGGCUCAAUACCUCUAUUUUGGGAGCAGCCAGGUAUUCAGGUUGGUUCCCAUCGUGUAAAGCUGUCCCGUGGUUUUGAAGCAAACGCACCAGCUUUUGAGAGGCACUUUAGUGCUCUGAGGAGGCUGUAUGGCAAACAGGUGAUCAUCAACUUGCUGGGUAUGAAGGAGGGGGAAAACAUGCUCAGCAAAGCAUUCCAGAGUCACCUGAAAGCUUCAGAACAUGCGAACGCUGUGAAAAUGUUGAACUUUGACUAUCAUCAGAUGGUUAGAGGUGGGAAGACUGACAAGCUUAACACUGUUCUGAAACCUCAGAUCAGCAAGUUUCUGGAGGAAUGUGGUUUCUUCUACUACUCAGGGGAAGCCGGCAUUCGGAGAUGUCAAACUGGGACCAUUCGUUCCAAUUGUCUGGACUGCUUGGACAGGACUAACAGUGUCCAGGCCUUCAUUGCACUUGAGAUGCUUCCAAAACAGUUGGAGGACAUGGGUCUGACUGAGAAGCCUCAGCUGGUAGCACGCUUUCAGGAGGUCUUCCGCUCUAUGUGGUCCACCAAUGGAGACUCAGUCAGCAAGAUUUACGCAGGCACUGGUGCUCUGGAUGGCAAGGCUAAAGGUGGAAAGCUGAAAGACGGAGCUCGCUCAGUCACCAGAACCAUCCAGAACAACUUCUUUGACAGCUCAAAACAGGAAGCCAUUGACAUCCUGAGACUAGGCAGCACUCUCAACAGUGACUUGGCAGAUAAAGCACGAGCCCUCCUCACCACCAGCAGCCUUUAUGUCUCUGAGCCCAUUUUACAGUCAGCUUCACCCAGAGUUCUGCUGGGCAUGUGUCAGAACCAUUACAAGUACACACGGCCCAAGAAGAUCAGAGUGUGUGUGGGGACUUGGAACGUGAACGGAGGCAAACAGUUCCGGAGCAUUGCAUUUCGUAACCACACUCUCAAUGACUGGCUACUGGAUGCACCUAAGAAGGCUGGCCACCCAGAAUUCCAGGACAGUAAAUCCAACCCUGUGGACAUCUUUGCCAUUGGCUUUGAGGAAAUGGUGGAGCUGAAUGCUGGCAAUAUCGUCAGCGCGAGCACCACUAAUCAGAAGCUGUGGGCUGCAGAACUGCAGAAGAACAUCUCAAGAGAUCAGAGAUAUGUGCUGCUGGCUUCUGAGCAGUUGGUGGGGGUGUGUCUGUUUGUCUUCAUACGGCCUCAGCAUGCACCUUUCAUCAGGGAUGUUGCUGUCGAUACAGUAAAGACUGGAAUGGGCGGAGCCACUGGUAAUAAAGGAGGUGUGGCCAUUCGCAUGCUCUUCCACACCACCAGCAUCUGCUUUGUGUGCUCACACUUUGCCGCCGGCCAAUCACAGGUCAAAGAGAGGAACGACGACUAUAACGAAAUUGCACGCAAACUCUCCUUCCCCAUGGGUCGUCUGCUAUACUCCCAUGAUUAUGUGUUCUGGUGUGGAGAUUUUAAUUACCGGAUAAAUCUGCCCAAUGAAGAGGUGAAAGAACUGGUCAGACAGCAGAACUGGGAUGCACUGAUCGCUGGAGAUCAACUGGUGGAACAGAAGAAUGCUGGACAGAUUUUCAAGGGCUUCAUUGAAGGAAAGCUGGAUUUCGCCCCCACCUACAAAUAUGACCUGUUUUCAGAGGACUACGACACCAGUGAGAAGUGCCGCACGCCAGCCUGGACCGACCGUGUGCUCUGGAAGAGACGAAAGUGGAACUUUGAUAAAACUGCUGAAGAGUUGGAGUUGAAUGUAGUUGGAGCCCCAGUGAAUGAAGAAGAUCAUUACCCAUGGAGCCCUGGAGAGCUCAAGUACUACGACAGAGCAGAACUGAAGACCUCUGAUCAUAGGCCUGUAGUGGCCAUCAUCGAUGUGGACAUACUGGAGGUGGAUCCAGAGGCCAGACAUCAGGUGUAUAAGGACGUGAUCGGCCUGCAGGGUCCACCUGAUGGCACCAUCCUUGUCUCGCUCUGCUCGUCUGGUCCUGAUGACUUCUUUGAUGAUGCUUUGAUUGACGAACUACUGGAUAAGUUUGCCAACUUUGGUGAGGUUAUUCUUAUCAGGUUUGUUGAGGAAAAAAUGUGGGUGACGUUUUUGGAGGGCUACUCAGCUCUAGCUGCUCUCUCCUUGAGUGCCUCCACUGUAAGUGGAAAGACCAUAGACAUCCGUUUGAGGAGUCCUGGCUGGAUAAAGAGUCUAGAGGAGGAAAUGAGUGUGGAGAGAAUCUGCGGGAGCAUCCCAACUUCCACCAGCUCCACUUUGCUGGCAGAGAACUCAGACAUGGGAGAAGAGUAUGAUAUGGAAGGUGAUGUGGACGAGGAGGUUGAGGAUAUCUUACCCCAGCACCUGCAGCCUGGAGCGGGCAUGGAUCUAGGUGCAUCCCCCGCCGCUUCCCCACGCAGCAGCCCCUGCCCCUCUCCUACCCACGGAGAGUCCCUACCCCCUAUCCGGCCCAACAGAGCCCCUCCACGCACUGCUGGACCACCACAGGGAGGAUUAAGUCCAGCAACCAGUAGAAGGGAACUUGCAGGUUUUCCUGUUGAUGGUCAGCCAGCUGGAGCUCCCUCGUCUCAGGGACUAGAGCCAAAACGGCCCCCUCCACCACGCCCUAAUGCCCCACCAGCUCGACCUGCACCACCACAGCGCCCACCACCACCCUCAGAAUUCACUGAGCCUCUCAAUCUAGACUUUCAUCUGACUGAUUAUGAAGGCCGAGGUCAGGCCACUGGAUCAGCCCCUGGAGGUGCUUCAAGGCCGAUCCCACCCAGAGCAGGAGUCAUCAGCGUCCCUCCUCAAGCCAGACCUCCCCCUCCUGCUCAUCCUGGGGCCCCCAGACCCAUAGCAGAGGUGCAUCCUGGAGCCCCUCGACCCUCACCUGAUAAUCACCCUGGAGCACCACGACCCUUUUCUGAACCCCAAAGCAAACCAUCUAAUCUGCCUCUGGGUCCACCUCCCACACUGCCAGGUCCCUUGAGACCUCAGAUGACAUCACCCAUGCAACCAACGACUGUAUCUCCAGUGCAGCCUCCGGUCCAACCGCAACUGCCCCCAACCAUACAAUCUCAGCUUCCUGCACCAAUGCAGCCCACCUUUCCCGCCCCUCUGGUGCCUCAGCCGGCCGCCGUGGCCCCCCAGGCACCUUCAGCGGGAGCUUCUGCCACCCCUCAGCCUGGACUGGCCUCUCCCAAGCCUCCACCCCGGAGUCGGUCGUCCCAUGCACUGCCACCUGAGCCUGCACCUGCUGCUGCUCCUACAUCUCAGGCCAAGGUCAUGAAUGGAGUCCAAAGAGAAGCACAAUGGAAUCUAGACCCCUUUGAUAUGCUUAACACCGAGUCCAUACUCCAGAACACAUCAUUCUCCAUGUCCCUUCCUCGCUCCUCCUCCUCUUCCUCCACCACAUCUUCCUCCUCUUCCUGUUCUACGUUACCCAGCUCCCUCUCUCUCUUCUCCUCCUUGCAAAGCCCUCCUUUAGCUCCAGACACCAGCAGUGCUCCAUGUCUUCUGCCUCCACCCUUUCCCUCCCGCAGCAGGUCCCAGGAGACUCUCCGCACAUCCCCCAAUCCAUUCCUCACCGAAGCCAAACCCAGACCCAGCAGCACCAACCCCUUCAACGGCGGCUUGCUGUCCUCACAGUGCCGAUCGCUCACACCCGAUUUCUACACCCAGCAACAGGCCCAAGCAGGCAAGCCUGGCCUGAAUAGGGCGAUGUCUGCUCUGGUUCAAAGUUCUACUCUUCCCCCUUCCUUCUCUAGGCAACAAUCUUUAGUUCCCACUGCAGCACCGGUCCCAGCCAGUCGGACCCAGAAGUGGGUUACAUUUGACGAUGAUUCAGACUUUCUCCAGUCAGGAAAGGUUCAAUCGGGGCCUCCGCUUAUUCCUGCAGCCUCAUCUCUUUCCUUCCCACAACCCCAGAGCAGCUUCUCCAGCUCAGGCUUUGACAUGGACAGCAACUGGCCGUCUCUUCCCACCUCCGCGUUCCCAGCAAUCCCCCCUCCGAUCCCAUCAAGGACUAAUACCAACAUCAAAAACCCCCACAUCCCUUCCAGAAAUGAAUUCACCGAGAGAUGAAACAGAGUAGUUUAAUGAGCCGAUAGAGCUUGUAUGUAAAAAUAUGGAGAAAAUAUUAUUGUGUAUCUAUAAUAUGUGUAUGGUUUGUAUAAAAGUGUGAUGUAUCAGAGGUGUUGACCUGUUUAUCUGAAAUGAAUUUAUUAGGCCCUCUCUUUGCCCAAAGCAGACAGCAAACUAGUAGGAUAUCAAGACAGUUCUUAGUGAAUUUGUAUGUUUUUCAGUUUUUAGAUUGGGCAGAGAGUCUGCACCUGUUGUUAUCGACAUAUUAACCUACAUAUACGCACACACGUGUGUAAAAUUUUACAGUUCAAUGGCCAGAUUUAAUAUAUUUAGAUUAAUUAUUACGAGCUUCAUAAUUGGAUAAUAAAGACUCUACAGUCUACACAUUAAAAUAUGUAUCUUACUUGCAACAAACCCCAACCCUAAUGUAAAUUAUCUGUUUCAAAUGCACAGAUUUAAAGGGAUGUGUCGAAAGUAUUUUCUGCUGUAAUCAACAUUAUGCUACAAAUGUUGUUGAUUGAGCUUAACUUGUAUUGAACCCAGAACAUUUCUUUAAAAUGCCGGGCUGUGUCCGACUUUUGGCAUUAUGGCAAAUGUUAAGUGGGCUUGACCGUGAGCCGCGGUCAGAUAUUUGUGUUGUUAAUCUCAUGAAUGUAUCUUUCACCUGCUUCUAUUGCCUAUGUUUGUAUAGCUGUUAAAAUGCAGAGUGUGUGUGUGUGUGUGUGUGUGUGUGUGUGCACAGAACAUAGAUGUAUGUUUCUGUGCUUUAGUGGAUAGUCCAAUUGUGGGUCCGAUUUUUCUGGGUGUUCACGCAAACAACCCCACCCCAACUAAUGUGCUUGGCUGUCUAAGUUGUCGAAAUAUAUCUUAUAUACAUAUUCAUAGUGAUAAUAUAUGUCUUCCUAGUGGGGAAAAAAUGUGAACUGGUUAUGAAUUGUGUUUAUAUUUGCAGCAUAUACAUGCCAUAUCUAAAGUGCACUGAAGAGCUCUGUCCUUUAGUCUUUCAAACACAGGAUGAAGCCAAAGUUUGUAAUGUUGGGGUUGUGUGGAGAGCAUAUCUGUUUUAUAGGCAUGAGGGCAUUAGUUGCCCCUCUUAUUUAUCAACCCCUUAUAUACAAAUGUGCUUUCAGUUUAUCUGAUCCAAAGCUCACAACAAAACUGCUGUAUUUAACUAAUCUGUUGUGUGAUUUAUUUGGUGGGUUCCUCCAUCGGGCUUCCUGGCUUUCUUUCGUGCAAUAGACGUGUGCUUAUUCGCUCAAUGAAAUCGUACUUCUUUUCAUUUCAAUGGGCAGGCUCUUCAUUCUCGAAAAUUCUUGAUAGAUCUAUUUAUUGUUAUGUGGAGGAAUACUGUGCUGUAUGUUGGAGUGUGCUGUCUAUUUGCGUGCACUAGCUGUUUGUGCGAGUGUGUUUGCGUUGUCAUUUGGAAGGAUUCAAAUAUCUUUGUUACGAGUCAACUGACCCCAGAGUCAUUAAAACGUUCAGUCACCACGCUGUUUAAAAGUAAUAUUCUGUAUGGUCCUUUGAAGGUUAUAACGUUUUAAGGUUUAGUAAUCUUGAGAGUGUUCUGUUGGUGAAAAGUGAGAAGAUUCUGGGGCAGUUUAGUAUGUUUCAGCUUCAUAAUUGAUUGUUUAGCAUUCCAGACUUUAAUGGUGCAUUAUGGUUGAAUGAUCAGCCCUCAGCACUGUUUGAUUUUUGUGUACCGAGUCACUUUGUUCCUCUCACAGUUUGAUGUUAUGCAGGUUUUAUCACUGUGCCUAAAGGGCAUAAUGAACUAAUUUAUUCUGGGCUAAAGUUUGGGUGUUUCAGGAAAGUAGUGGCAACAGUAUUUUACUUGUACUUUUAUUCCUUGUUUACAUUUAGGUCAAAUUUAACAUCAGUUUAUUUGUUCAGAUGUGCACCCGGGAAGUGUUGAGCAACAAACUUUGAAUUUUGACUUUAAUUUUGAAAAUCAUUAUAGAUUUAUCUUUGAUUAUCGCAGCACUGAAAUGGUUGGGUACACGGUCUCUCUUUGGGAUUUGGUUGUGAAAGGGGUCAGAAGAAUGCCAGCUGGUAAGGUUGUGUAUUAAUGCUAUGAGUUAACCAUUGCAAAAUGCAUUCCAAAGCACUAACUGUGAACAUCUCCAGAAUACAGACAGGUAUCAGGCCAUGGAUAAUAUAUCUUUUUUUCUUUUGAAGACUGAUAAGCGCUAUAUAACCACUUAAAAAAUAAAGGCAUUAAAUGUAAUAUGUUCAGGUGUUCUGUAUGUAAUGAAAGCAUCUGACACUAGCCAGUGCUAGUUAUUAAUGUGGAGAAAGGUUUUAUGGGAAUUAAUUAACUCCUUUUGUGAAGUUAACAUUCCUUUGUAGCUUUUAGCACAGCAGUGAUCAGAAAUCUGUGGUAGUAACCUUAUAUGUAUGUAUACACAAACCACAAAACUGCAAUUCAGUAAUUUAAGUGCAUACCAAAGUGCACAUUUAUGUAUGGAGCAAUUGAUGUUGUAUGUAUGCAAUAAUAAAUGUAAUUCAACGUGGAAAAUGA
Molecule: messenger RNA, 7550 nt
Organism: Myxocyprinus asiaticus (Chinese sucker)
Lineage: Eukaryota; Metazoa; Chordata; Actinopteri; Cypriniformes; Catostomidae
Product: synaptojanin-1-like
Exons: 31
Coding region: 221-5032 (1603 amino acids)
Biological process (GO): phosphatidylinositol dephosphorylation; synaptic vesicle endocytosis
Molecular function (GO): phosphatidylinositol-4,5-bisphosphate 5-phosphatase activity; nucleic acid binding
Source: RefSeq, a predicted model, not a curated record